Messenger RNA from Striga hermonthica, 411 nucleotides. Lineage: Eukaryota; Viridiplantae; Streptophyta; Magnoliopsida; Lamiales; Orobanchaceae. The record is from the annotation of a GenBank genome assembly.
AUGGUUGCGAAUGAGAAAUUUACCAAAGAAGAUGGUACACCAAAUGCAGAAGCAUCCACAUACCGAAGUCUGAUUGGAAGUCUGCUAUAUCUAACGACCACAAGACCAGAUAUCAUGUACGCAACAAGUCUACUGUCAAGGUUCAUGCAAAGUCCGAGCCAAGUUCACUAUGGAGCCGCGAAGAGAAUACUGCGAUAUUUGCAGGGCACUAAAGACUACGGAAUCCAAUAUGAAUAUAAAGAAGAUUCAAGACUGGUCGGCUACACAGACAGUGAUUGGGCUGGAUCAACUGAUGACAUGAAAAGCACCUCAGGCUACACAUUUUCACUUGGCUCAGGCAUAUUCUCGUGGUCAUACAAGAUUGUGUGGCGCAAUCAUCAGAAGAAGCCGAGUAUGUCGCAGCAGCACUAA